This is a messenger RNA of Stegodyphus dumicola, 5127 nucleotides long. RefSeq names its product homeobox protein six1b-like. Gene Ontology annotation, cellular component: nucleus; transcription regulator complex. Gene Ontology annotation, molecular function: DNA-binding transcription factor activity, RNA polymerase II-specific; RNA polymerase II cis-regulatory region sequence-specific DNA binding. Gene Ontology annotation, biological process: regulation of transcription by RNA polymerase II. Lineage: Eukaryota; Metazoa; Arthropoda; Arachnida; Araneae; Eresidae. The record is from RefSeq and is a predicted model, not a curated record.
UUCAACCGCAGCGACUUGCACAGAGGCACACUUGGUGCGGCGGGGUAAGAAGUCUCUGCUGCCUUCCGCGACAGGACGUUUUUGCCGUAAUUCCUGUAGACGACGGCUUCAGUAACCUGGUCAAACAACUUUCUGUUUGCAGCAGCGGACUGGUUUUCUUGGGGAAAAGUAAUCGACGUUAUUUCUCAAACAUAAUCGAGUUGUUAAUGAUUGAUUGCUCUGUAGCUGCAAAAGAAAGUCCAGCUCGCGUGAGGCACGAGAUCAUCAACAUGUGAAAAAUUUUUGGUGCACUUGCUCGAUUUCAGAAAAGGCAUUAAAUCAUUGAAAAGUAUGGGAAAGUGUUAAUUCGAUUUGGAAAAAAAAUGGGAAUUUCCAUUCAAAUGCUCAAAUGCAGAGAAGAAAAAAUUGACUGAUAUGUAAUCCUAGGCAUCGAUUGUGUCAAUAUGCAUCUGGACAUUUAAAAUUAACUACUUUACGUUGGAGAACUUUAUGAUUUUAAGCUACCAUGUUCUCCGCACCAGAUUUCGUUCAGAAAGGUCAUUAAGUUAAGACCUGGUGUUAAAGGUUUUUGCAAUGCAUCUGGUAUGCAGCAUAAUGUCUGGCUGAGCAGAAAAAAUACGGUGUCUGAAAAUCCACUGUUAUCAAGCUGGCUUCCCGUUUCUUACUGCGUCCAGUCUGCGCUUUGCAGGAUAGGGACUGGGAUCGGGUCAACUAUUGCCACCACCAUCAUUCUACAUUGACUCCAGGCGGAGCGGUCACCACAGGACCUGGACAUUUAGUGGACGCUUGCGGAGAGAACAAACCUUCCGACCUGAUGAUUGUCAGCCAUAUGGCUGAUUCGGCUGCCGCCUUGGCUGCGGCAUCUCAGCUGCCAUCCAUGAUCCCUACGCCCUCAUCGUGCACCACUGGGGUUAACCCCGCCAGUCCAAGCCCCAUGUUGCCAUCAUUCGGAUUCACCCAAGAACAAGUAGCAUGCGUUUGCGAAGUUCUACAACAGUCCGGUAAUAUAGAAAGGCUCGGACGGUUUCUGUGGUCACUGCCGGCUUGCGAACACCUACAGAAAAAUGAAAGCGUUCUCAAAGCGAAAUCUUUAGUAGCUUUCCAUAGAGGUAACUUUAAAGAAUUGUAUAGAAUUCUCGAAAGUCAUAAUUUCUCUCCGGCAUCUCACCCGAAGCUUCAGGCGCUGUGGCUGAAAGCUCAUUACAUAGAGGCCGAGAGGUUGCGAGGUCGACCUUUAGGGGCGGUGGGAAAAUACAGAAUCAGGAGAAAAUUCCCAUUACCCAGGACUAUAUGGGAUGGAGAAGAAACUAGUUAUUGUUUCAAAGAAAAGUCUAGAAACAUUUUAAGGGAAUGGUACGCUCAUAAUCCUUAUCCUUCUCCUCGUGAGAAAAGAGAACUAGCAGAAGCUACUGGACUCACGACAACACAAGUUAGCAAUUGGUUCAAAAACCGCAGACAAAGGGAUCGUGCUGCAGAGGCAAAAGACAGGGAACCUGGAGACAAACCCAAGACGCCCAACUCCACGGGUAGUGCAAAGCAAGACAGUGGCAGUCCAUCUGAUAACAAAAGUGACCGGCGUCCAGCCUCUUCGGACAACCACAACCACCACCACGGUAGCCAACAUGGAGGCCACCACCCCCUGAGCCUCGAUUCGGACACCGCCCCUCUCGGUUGCUGCAGCAGUGACAGCUCCAAUGGUAUGUUCAGCGGUUCGGAGCUCGCUAAACUGAGUCCGACGCACCCGAGCCUGGUGGCAGCGGCGCCGACGCAGGGAGCCAGCGCUGCGGGCACCGGCCACUCCGCGGCGGCUAUUGCCGCUGCAGCAGCGGCGAAUUUCCGCCUGGGCCCAAUGGCGGAUUUGUCGGCGGCACUUCCAAACAAUCUCAUCUCGCACCACCUCAGCGAUCUCAGCUUAGGCUUAACGACGCCUGGAGGCGACUACCAUCAAUCGUUAUGACAACAAAUGGCCGGCGGAGGGGCUAGCGCGUUGGCUGCCCAUCACCAGAUGACCAACGCGGUGACCACCGCCGGCAGCGCCACAACAAACCCGAUGUGCGUGAUAGUUACCAGUGAAGGACUUCUACCCUAUCGCAGUCCUCUUGUAAAUGAACAGAACUUAGUAAUGCAUAAAUACUCUGAUCCUACUUACACACAAAAUUGUUUCUUAUGAGGAAAUACUGUGUUGACGAACGAACCACUGCUGUGGCGUCUAAAUCUUGCUGUUCAUAAAAUUAACGUAACACAGAGAACUAAAAACUUUCUGCAUUUUAAAAGCAAUAAAGAAUGCAAUAUUCUAAUAGUUUACUAAGUAAACAAAAGUGUUUAAAAAUUUUAAGAGAUUUCUGAUUGAAAAGAUAUGCCUUAAAAUGCAGUGCAGUUUCUCUCAUGUAAAAAUACCCACAGGCGAAUACUAACUCUCCUUAGCACGAACAACCCAACAUAAUUUUCAUAUAUCUUAACAUUAUUCUUAAACAUUGUAUAUGUCCCUUCAAACUUUUUGCAAAUGCUCAGCAAUGCGCCGGAAGUUUUGAUGUUUGAAAAAUUAAAAUUUGAGGGAAAUAGAUUUUAUGGCAUUUUGUAUCAGGGACUGUAUAUUAAAUGCAUAUUGUUUUGUGCCAUUUAAAGUUGAAAUCAAUUGCAGUGUGAAACGAAAUACAACUCACUAUUCCGUAUUUUUCAAAAAUUCAUUAUUUCCAAAUUUAUGCCUAAAAUUAUCAUUUAUUUCUCAUAUUUUCCUUAAUCUAACUAUAUAAUUAAUGAGUUAUUAAUCAAAGAAAAAGCUAGUAUGAAAUGUAUUAUAUAUAUUCAAUUAUUUGCUUAGUUUUAAUUUUUAUCGCAAUUCAUCUGGAAUAAAUGUUCAGGAAGUUGCAUAGUUAAUUUUAAAGAGAGAAGAAAGAGAUUUCAAACUAUGUAUUGUUACCAUUUUCAAACGAUUAAAAAAUGUAAAUGUAAAUAAAUAUUAAUUUCUCUAAUUUCAUGCUAAAUAAUACUUAAUGAAUAUAAGAGCAUAUUAUCUGAAAAGUUAAUGCAAAAAUUGUGAUUAUCUGGUGUGCAAGAGCUUUCGAAUAGUUUGAAUUUCAGAUUUUUGGUUAGAAAUUAUGUUUUAGUUUAGUUUCAUUUUUUUACUCAAUCAUUUUUAAGGUAAAAGGCAAAAUAAAAGUUAGUAGUUAUAUCGAGUCAAACUUCUAAAAAGCAAACAUUUUAUUCCAAGCUUAAAUUACCAGAAAAUGUGAAGCCGAAUGUUAAAUCAAUUUUCAGUUUUCUUUAAUUGCUAAUUUGCAAUUUAUGGAAAAGAUCAUUCUUCUAUUAACCACAAUUAAAACUGUGUGGAAGAAAAUGAUUCGAAUUUUUUGUUGGAUCAGUGUAAAAUUUAUUUACCGUAAGGUUAGUAACAGCAAUUUUGUUAUUUAUUCCAAAGAAAAGCAUUGUGUAAUAAGAAACACGAUCGUAAUAAUUAAAUAAUCAUAAAAGACUAUUAUUUGACUUAUAAAUUGACAAAUAUAUACUGUAUGGAUAUAACUAAAUAAGAAUAACUAAUGUGUAAUAUAUAACUGUUUAAUAUAUAAGGAAUAGAAGUAGGCAGUUACAUUCUAAAAUGCAUAAGAUUAUCAUUAAAUUGGUAUUUUAAAAUAAAUUCCUUCGCAUUUGAACUUUGCGUGUUUUACACAUUCACAAAAGUAUAAAUAAUUUACUUAGACAUAUGGUUAAAUAACUUCUACCAUUCUUCUCUUUUUCCUUCUCCCUUUGCCUGUGCCAUCUAUUAUACAUCACAGUAUUAAUAUUUUUUAUUUCGCAAACUAGAUUAAGAUAGUAGACAUUCCAUGAAAUAUUUAAGUAACAAAAUAUUGAUAAUGAAUCUUGUAAUCUCUGUUAACACAGUUAUGUGAAUUGGGGUCCCUUUUGUAAGAUGAAUAUUUUCAUUCGUUUGAACCUUCAUAAAUUGCUUAAUUUCAUCGAACCACAUUUUUUGACAAUCUUUGUGAUUUCGAAUCUCCAUGUUUUUGAACUACUUGAAAUACUUGCUCUGUUUUGAUGAAAUGCUUGUUUAGCCAUUAUGCACUUGAACUCACAAUGAUCAGCAACGAUUCUUCAUAUGCUUAAGGUUCGGAAUCUCAGUAGGAUUUCAUAGCAAUAAGAAGACAUUAUUCCUUAUCUUGUCAACUUUGAGCAGCUUCGUUUAUAAUUUAGAGAAAAGUAAAUAGCCGCUUACCAGAAAAUUAACAUUGAUUACUUUAGAAGGAAACGAAAAGUCCAAUAUUGAAAGAAAGUAACAGAUAAGAAAUUAGCUUUAAAAGCUUAGCGUAAUUAAAAUUCACAAAUGGAACUUGAGUAAUAUGAUAAGGAAAUUCGACUCAAAAAGGACUCAAGGAAUAACGAUAAAAAUGGUCAAAGUAGGAGACAUCAAGCUUGAAUUUCUAAUAUAGCAGAACUAGUCACGUAAAUAUAAGCUUACCAGAUGUUUUGCUUUGACCGGGAUUGUCCUGGUUUGAUGUGUUUCGAGUCCAUGCGCCUCGGCCAGUUUGUCAUUUUGUUCCGGUUAUUAGAAAAUAAUUUAAUAUUAAUAAUCUAAUAAUUUUUUAAAUUUUUGGUAUAGUUUUUUAAAAUAUAAUUUGAACAUACAAGAAGCAAAAAUAGUGCAGCUUCGGGUUAAAUGGCGGUUUGGCAAUUAAAAUACCCCUCUGUUACACUCACUGUUUCCGUUCUUAACAUUUUGUAUUUAGAUCUGAGUACUUUUAAUGUUGUCUAGAUGUUCUUACCCAGAAUGAUGAAGGUGCCUUUCUUACACUGCUGGGGAAUAGUCUUCGUGGAUCACUUAUGGGAAAACAGUUUUGGUGAAUCACAAUCUUUUAUUGGUGUAAACUUUUAUUGGUGGAUCACGAUCUUUUAUUGGUAUAAACUUUUAUUUUAUUGGAUUUUUCAUUGGUAUAAACCAGGACUUCUUAAACGUUUUUCUGUCGCAACCCCUUUUUAUAACCGAGAUUUUUUCGCAACCCCCAAGACCUUAUUUACAAAAAUUUUGUGGGAUCCCAUAAGUUUUGCGCAAAUCCGACACACGCGUGAGUGGAACUGUCAAUUUUUUCCCUUGUACUGUAAUAUACUAUUGCAGUUUUAGGUCAUUAACUUUGA